Molecule: messenger RNA, 783 nt
Organism: Panicum virgatum (switchgrass)
Lineage: Eukaryota; Viridiplantae; Streptophyta; Magnoliopsida; Poales; Poaceae
Exons: 3
Coding region: 246-536 (96 amino acids)
Source: RefSeq, a predicted model, not a curated record
CCCUUUCCUUCGUUGGUCUCGAUCUUUCUUUCCCACGCUCCAAGAAAGAAAACCAGAGGCGCCCCCUUCCGCUUCCGCCGCCGUUCCGAAAUCCGUUUGUUUUCCCACCGUCCAAGCAAGACCAGGGGCGCGCGAUCAAAAGCUGAGACCUCCCAUUCCAAUCGCCAAUUCGCCGUCCCCCGCCCAAAGCUGUUCCUCUCUCCAGUCUCUACCGCCGUCGCUCGUCAGGCUCCUCAAGUGUUAAGAUGGAUUCAAGCAAUGCCCAAUCUGAAGGUUCAGCCCCAUCUGUUCCAAAAAACUCUGCCAUGGCUUCAUGCAGGAAGAAGAAAACUGAUGAUGCUACCUUCAUCGAAGAUCUGAAAGACCACAUCGAUGAGUUCAUUCACGCCUCCAUGGAUGAGCACAAGACCUGCUUUAAGAAGACUAUUCAGAAGAUGUUUGGGAUGUCAAAGGUUGUUGCAGAGCGAUCAGCCGCGGGGGCAAAGGAAGCUGAAGUUGAAAGUGCUCUGCCUCUUCAGACCAGUGUCUCGCAGUAGAAUGUAAUGGUUGUAAUCUGCUGCUCUGUGUUACCUGAAAAGCUGAAGUGCCGGCAGUAGUAUGUUUCUGUUACUGGAUUCUAGUGUUCCAUUCUCCGAAGUUUGCUUUAUGAAUACUAGUAUGUCAUAAAAUAGAUUUUAAAUGAUAGGAGUGCAAGUUUGGCAUUGAAAUAUCGCCGUGCUUAUACAGUUAUACUGGUUUCUGAUGCUUUAAUAAUCAAGUUAAUUCAGGAUCAAUUCAGUUUAA